Molecule: messenger RNA, 1322 nt
Organism: Brassica oleracea var. oleracea
Lineage: Eukaryota; Viridiplantae; Streptophyta; Magnoliopsida; Brassicales; Brassicaceae
Exons: 2
Coding region: 71-1198 (375 amino acids)
Biological process (GO): regulation of gene expression
Cellular component (GO): peroxisome
Source: RefSeq, a predicted model, not a curated record
AAACGAUCUCAUCGCCAGCCCUAAUUUUUUUUUUUCUUUUUGAUUCUCUCGAGUUCUUCAUAUCUGAACCAUGCCAAGUGUCUGGGGGAAGAGGACACACUUAUUGUGGAAAGCCGACAGAUGGCUCCCCGACAAGUAUGAGGAACCUGGUUUUAUUUGUCUGUCUCUCGGUUUAUCUGUUUCAAGAAGGGGUUUUUCUAAUGAACAUAUUAGAGUUUACGGUAACUCGGACAUAUUCUCGGAAGACUUGGAACAUGAGUAUUUCUUGAGUCCUGAAUGCGACAAUAUUUUAAGAUUUUCGAAAGAAGAGGCACAUCAAAUAAACUAUAUGAUGUUAGUGGAUGCUGUUUUAAUGGCUUCACACGAUGACGAUCACGUAUCCCCGUUGGUGAUCAUCACAAAAUUGGCACAAGACACAGAGAUGAUCUGUAGGGUGCUUGCUUCUUUGACAAGCAGAGGCUUCCCUGUUUUAUUUGCACUGCCUGAAGCACCACAAAGUAAUUUUGGAAUCACUGUAUCCUCCAAUGUGGUUCUUGGGCCUGAGAGAAUCCCAGUGUUGCUUUGUCCACACCUAUUUGACCUACUUGACCACCUAGAGCAUGAGGAAGAAGAUGAAGAUGUAAAGCAUAGCCAGAGAUAUUUUAUUGAGCUCCCACCUCCCGAUGCCCAUACCAAAAGUUUCUCCAUGCCUCAGGGUGUUGAAACAUGCGUCUUCUGGGAUGUCUCUGAUUACCCUCUCCCUCUCGGUCUACAACUCCCUGUGUUUUAUGAGAAUAUCUUAUCAGCUGUUCGUGCUCUUGUUCCUUGUCCUUGUGGUGGUAUCUCAAUCUAUGCCUAUGUUGACAAUGACGAGUUUGACUAUGAAGAUGCCCGAGUCUUAAUCACCGUGGUACGCAAUUCUCCAGCCGACAAAUUUUCAAGAUUGGCUAAGAUGACAAUGGACUUUCUUUUGUGGUCAAUUGACAAUCCUGCUGAUCCUCACGGUACUAGAGGCCCUAAUUUGCUCUUAAUCUCGAAACUCUUGCAAGACGACGAAUUGAACUGCCUGCAUAAACUUGAUAAUUUGAGUACUAACGGUCUCAAUGUUUUCUUGACAUCUGAAAAAAUCCCACGAAAAGUGAAUUAUGUUCAUUUAUUGUCUUGGCAAGACCUAUCAGCAGUUGGAAAGCUCAAGAGCAGAGAGGAUACUCAUUACUAAUUUUCUGUGUGGUUCUUUGUCUUGUUUUAACUCCAAACUGCUUAAUUUCUCUCUUUUCAAUGAAUGUUUAAUUGGAUUCAAAUAAAAAAAAAAGUUUUUUUCAAUGAGUGUGACUUGUUUGAGU